Drosophila ficusphila is the source of this 315-nucleotide messenger RNA. It is a transcript of the gene Polr2D, whose product is annotated as DNA-directed RNA polymerase II subunit Rpb4. Gene Ontology annotation, molecular function: nucleotide binding; translation initiation factor binding. The record is from RefSeq and is a predicted model, not a curated record. The transcript is spliced from 2 exons. Bases 1 to 315 code for a protein of 104 amino acids. NCBI's taxonomy places the organism in Eukaryota, Metazoa, Arthropoda, Insecta, Diptera, Drosophilidae. Gene Ontology annotation, biological process: mRNA export from nucleus in response to heat stress; positive regulation of translational initiation; transcription initiation at RNA polymerase II promoter. Gene Ontology annotation, cellular component: RNA polymerase II, core complex; P-body.
AUGCUUCUUGAUCAUAGAAAACGCCAAAACGAAUCCGCCGACGAGGAGCAGGAGUUUUCUGAGGUCUUCAUGAAAACUUACGCCUACACGGACAGUUUUCGAAAGUUUAAAAACAAGGAGACCAUCAUGUCUGUGCGAAGCUUGCUGAUGCAGAAAAAACUGCAUAAAUUCGAGCUGGCUGCCCUGGGUAAUCUGUGUCCGGAGGCGCCUGAAGAGGCAAAAGCCCUAAUUCCCUCACUGGAAGGUCGUUUCGAAGAUGAGGAGCUGCGCCAAAUACUAGACGAUAUCGGCACUAAACGCAGCUUGCAAUACUAA